Molecule: messenger RNA, 994 nt
Organism: Mus caroli (Ryukyu mouse)
Lineage: Eukaryota; Metazoa; Chordata; Mammalia; Rodentia; Muridae
Gene: Lsm10
Product: LSM10, U7 small nuclear RNA associated
Biological process (GO): mRNA 3'-end processing by stem-loop binding and cleavage
Cellular component (GO): cytoplasmic U snRNP body; nuclear body
Molecular function (GO): histone pre-mRNA DCP binding; U7 snRNA binding
Source: RefSeq, a predicted model, not a curated record
ACCUGUGUACCCUCAGGGCCAGCCAACUGUCAGAGGUCAGAGUCCAUUCCUAUGAGAAGAAUAUCUGAAUGGCACAGGUGGCAGAGAACCACAACUGAUCAAGGCCACUGUGUGAAACGGGGUCAGCUUGAAGGACCACUGAGGUCACACCCCGAAGGAAGUAUGAAGAUAUGGUUUUGGAAUGCAAGAUCAGGGAACCUGCCCUUUGGCCCUUGACACAAGGCACAGUUUCGAUCCUGAAAGCGAGCAGCCAUCCAAUGUGGAACAAUGGCGCUGAGCCACUCGGUGAAGGAGCGAACGAUUUCUGAGAACAGCCUGAUCAUCCUGUUGCAGGGCCUCCAAGGCCAAAUAACCACUGUGGACCUUCGGGAUGAGAGUGUGGCCCGAGGACGCAUUGACAACGUGGAUGCUUUCAUGAAUAUCCGCCUGGCCAAUGUCACCUAUACCGACCGCUGGGGACAUCGGGUUGAGUUGGAUGAUCUUUUUGUGACAGGUCGUAAUGUCCGAUACGUCCAUAUCCCAGAUGGUGUGGACAUCACUGCUACUAUUGAGCAGCAGCUGCAGAUCAUCCACCGUGUGCGCAACUUUGGUGGCAAGGGUCAAGGUCGUCGAGAGUUCCCCUCCAAAAGGCCAUGAGACUGUGUCCUCCUUAAAGUUCCAGCACCACCUCAGGGACCUCCGGUGUUCUGAGCCAACUCCUGGCCAUCCUUCCCCACCAGUAACAGACAUGUCACAGCGGCCUUUCAUAGGGUUCCACUUUUCAGACACACCCUGGGUCCCAGAAUUCCUUCUGCUGGUGGCCUUGGGGUAGGUGACAAUCCCUCUUUUGGAUCAUUUGUAUCUGGAAUCUCCAUUCACUGAUUGACCCCAUCCGUCAAGGAGUCGUCAACUCUGGCAGUGAGGACUACUGAGAGUGUUUGGAGUGAAUCACCUCUAACGUCCCGUUUCUUUUGGCAUUUGUUUCUUUUCUCAUAAAACCAAACUUGGACACACA